Vicia villosa (hairy vetch) is the source of this 522-nucleotide messenger RNA. RefSeq lists its product as uncharacterized. The record is from RefSeq and is a predicted model, not a curated record. Bases 1 to 522 code for a protein of 173 amino acids. NCBI's taxonomy places the organism in Eukaryota, Viridiplantae, Streptophyta, Magnoliopsida, Fabales, Fabaceae. The transcript has a single exon.
AUGUCCGACCUAGGAAACUUGUCAUAUUUUCAAGGAGUGGAGUUCAUAGACACAGGUGAAAGAGUGUUCUUGCACCAAAAGAAGUAUGUCCAAUACAUCUUGAAAAGGUUCAUAAUGAGCAAUUGUGAAACAGUUGCAACGCCAUUAAAAACUAGAACAAAGUUGAAGAAGGAGACACAUGAUGAGUUUGUAAGUGCAACAUUGUACAAACGAAUAUUUGGAUCCUUGAAGUAUCUAUGCAAUACCAUACUAUAUAUCUAUCAAAGUGUUGGGCUAUUGAACAGAUUCAUGGAGAAACCCCAAGAAUGUCUUCUCAUAGCAAUUAAGAGGGUGUCGAGAUACAUAAAGGGUAUGAUUGAUCAUGGUGUGUUGAUGUCGAGACAAAAGAAGACAAGCACAGAUGUAAAAGGAUAUGGUUACACUGAUUCAGAUUUUAGCGGAGAUCAAGACGAGAAGAAGAGUAUUGCAUUCUACAUAUUCAUGAUCAAAGGUGCUCUAAUCUUUUGUAGCUCAGGGAAAUAA